Molecule: messenger RNA, 3247 nt
Organism: Tribolium madens (black flour beetle)
Lineage: Eukaryota; Metazoa; Arthropoda; Insecta; Coleoptera; Tenebrionidae
Exons: 2
Coding region: 2827-3213 (128 amino acids)
Source: RefSeq, a predicted model, not a curated record
GCUUGGGUUGUAAAAUUUACAAAAAUUUUAUCAAAAAAAUAUCAAAUAAUUCUCAUUUAAGCUUUACUAAAAAGAAUAUUAAAAAAUUCGCUUUAAAGCCAUACUAAAAAAAGAUUAGAAAAUUCCUAUUUAAGUCAUUCGCUACGUUCGCUUGAGUUGUAACAAUCACCAAAUUUACACAAAUGUUACUGAGAAAACAUCAAAAACAAAUUCAUUAACGCAAGGUUAAACAAAAACAAAAAAAUUCACAUUGAAACCACUCGCUACGUUCGCUAGAGUUGCAAAAAUCAAUAAAUUUACAAAAAUCUUACAAAAAAACAUCAUAUAAUUCUUAUUUAAGCUUAACUAAAAAGAAUAACAAAAAAAGCGCAUUGGAGCCAUACUAAAAAAGUUUAAAAAAACAUCACUUAAGUCACUCGCUACGUUCGCUUGAGUUGUAGCAAUCACAAAAAUUACAAAAAUCUUACUUAAAAAACAUCAAAAAUAUAUAAAAAACUUCAAAUAAUUUUCAUUUAAGCUUUACUAAAAACAACAAAAAAUUCGCAUAAACAUAUUAGAAAAACAAAAAUAUUCUCAUUUAAGCCACUCGAUACGUUCGCUUGAGUUGUACAAAUUACAAAAUUUACAAAAAUUUUACGAAAAGAACAUCAAAUAGUUCGCAUUUAAGCUUCACUAAAAAGAAUAACAAAAAAUUCACAUUUUAGCCAUACUAAAAAAAAAAUUAAAUUUUUUUAUUGAUGUCACUCACUACGUUCGCUUGAGUUGCAGAAAUUACAAAAUUUACAAAAAGCUUACUUAAAAAACAUUAAAAAAUUCGAAUUUAAGCCAAACUAAAAAAUAUAAAAAAAAUCCCAUUUAAGACACUCGCUGUGUUCGCUUCGGUUGUAAAAAUUAAAAAACUACCAGAAAUCUUACUAAAAAAACAUAAAAAAAUUCGCAUUCAAACCAUAUUGAAAAAAUAAAAAUAUUCUCAUUUAAGCCACUCGCUACGUUCGCUUGGGUUGUAAAAAUCAUUAAAAUUUACAAAAAUUUUACCAAAAGAACAUUAAAUAAUUCUCAUUUAAGCGUUACCAAAAAUACUAACAAAAAAUUCGCAUUGAAGCCAUGCUAAAAAAAACAUUAAAAAAUUUUCAUUUAAGCUACUCGCUACGUUCGCUUGAGUUGUAACAACCACAAAAAUUUACAGAACUGUUACUGAGAAAACAUCAAAAAAUUCGCAUUUAAGCCAUACUAGAAAAACUAAAAAAUUCUCAUUGAAUCACUCGCUACGUUCGCUUGAAUUGCAGAAUCACUAACUUCACAAAAAUCUUACUAAAAAAACUUCAAAUAAUUUUCAUUUAAGCUUUACUAAAAACAACAAAAAAUUCGCAUUUAUACCAUAUUUAAAAGAACAAAAAUAUUCUCAUUUAAGCCACUCGCUAUGUUUGCUUGAAUUGUAAAAAUCACAAAAUUUACAAUAAUUUUACCAAAAACCAACCAAAAAAAAAUUAAAAAUUCUCAUUUAUGUCACUCGCUACGUUUGCUUGAGUUGUAACAAUUACAGAAAUGUUACUGAGAAAACAUCAAAAAAAUUGCACUAAAAAACAAAAAAAUUCGCAUUUACGCCAUAUUAAAAGGACAUCAAAAAAUUCACAUUUACGCCACUCGCUACGUUUGCUUGAAUUGAGAAAAUAUCAAAAUUUACAGAAAUUUUAGUAAAAAAACAUCAAAUAAUUUUCAUUUAAGCUUUACUAAAAAAAAUGACAAAAAAUUCACAUUGGAGUCAUACUAAAAAAACUUUAAAUAAUUUUCCUUUAAGCCACUCGCUACGUUCGCUUGAGUUGCAAAAAUCACUAAAUUCACAAAAAUCUUAAUUAAAACACAUCAAACAAUUCGCAUUUAAGCCAAACUAAUAAAAAAAAUUAAUUCUAUUUAAGACACUCGCUACGUUCGCUUGAGUUGUAAAAAUCACAAAAUUUAGAAAAAUUUUACCCAAAAAAAAAAAACAUUAAACAAUUCUCAUUUAAGCCACUCGCUACGUUCGCUUGAGUUGUACCAAUCACAAAAUAUACCGAAAUUUUACUAAAAAUCCGCAUUUAAGCCUCUCGCUGCGUUCGCUCGAGUUGUAAAAACUUACAGAAAUCGUCGCUUUGGCCUUUGACUUUUCCUCCACUAUCUUCCCCCCAAGCGCCAGAGCGGCAAAAACGAUGAAACAACAAACUGUGACCAAAACUCGAGCCAUGAUUGUCUUCUACUAAAUUUAUUUUUGCCUCGACCACUCAAUAUAUAACCCCACAAACACGUCAAAAAUUCAACUGUCAACAAGUACAAGUGUUUAUUGACCCAAACCAAUUAGGGUUUUAUCAGAUUGUGUGAUUUUUUCACGUAAACUGAUCAUAAAUCAUUGUUUUUUAACCUAUUUACUCUCCUAAAGUUCGAAGAAGUGUUAUCGACACGAGAUCUGUGAGAUAACUCGAAAAAAAUAAGUAAAAAUCGCUUCGAAUUUAUAUUCAACAUUGGUUGCUAGGCAACACUAGGGCACGGCCAAUAGGAGAAGGCCAUUUGUACCGUUGCUAUGACAACUGUCAUGAGAAUUUGGAACGCACUCUGUUACAAACACUGGUUGCUAGGCAACACUAAGGGCACAGCCAAUAGGAGAAGGCCAUUUGUACCGUUGCUAUGACAACUGUCAUAAUAAUUCGGAACGAACUCUGUUACAAAAUUCCGAUCAAAAAGUCAACAAUUGGGUCAGUUUGAGUAUUUUUCCCACGAUUAAAAACACUCGAGAUUGUUUACCCCUCGGUAUAUAAGCACACUAAACUCGAGUUUUCUUCAAAUUGAACCAAAAUGUCGACUUUUGUGGUUCUUGUCGCUCUUUGUGCAAUCGUAGCGAGUGCGAAAGUCUUGCCCAAAAGUGACACCCCUUCUGAGGUUGUGAUUCACGCCACUAAUGUGACUCAAGUCCCGUCAAUACACUACAUUGUGGACGCUGUUGAGUGUCUCAAGGAGGCCUACGCUGUGUAUUCCGAGCCUGUGGAUAAAGCCAAACUUUAUUCCGAAUUGUUCCAAGAGAAGCACAAUGAGUCGGAGUGGAAUGUUGCAGUUGGCUACACUGCAGUGCACAUCAAGUCCAAGUGGUAUGUGGAAACCACCGUCUCCGAAGGCGGGAAAAACAAGGACAAAAAGGACAAGAAGGAUAAGGAUACCAAGUUCCUAAUUUUCUCAAAAGUGUAGUUAGUUAGAAAAAUAAAAUUUAGAAUUUAAAAUA